This is a messenger RNA of Chaetomium strumarium, 1576 nucleotides long. RefSeq lists its product as uncharacterized. The transcript has a single exon. The record is from RefSeq and is a predicted model, not a curated record. Gene Ontology annotation, biological process: regulation of cyclin-dependent protein serine/threonine kinase activity. The coding region runs from base 239 to 1279 and encodes 346 amino acids. Gene Ontology annotation, cellular component: nucleus; cyclin-dependent protein kinase holoenzyme complex. Lineage: Eukaryota; Fungi; Ascomycota; Sordariomycetes; Sordariales; Chaetomiaceae. Gene Ontology annotation, molecular function: cyclin-dependent protein serine/threonine kinase regulator activity; protein kinase binding.
UAAACAAGAAGAAUCCCUGUGUAGACGGCAAAACCUACACUCUAUGGCUCAGCCAUCCCAGUAGAUCUCGAUCCCCCUCGACAUUCGAGAUCUCCGACUCUUCGGCUCUGGGAAUUGGUGGCACGGCGUGGCCUGACCCUCGCUAGCCCGUUCUUUUCCAGCUGCUAGAAGCAGUUCGAUCCUCAUCUCCAUCAUCUUGCGGCAGCCAAUUUCUAGACACGAGUUCACAGCAGUCAACAUGCCUGGCGGCGUUUGUGCUGUCCUCGACUACGAGGUCGAGCUGAUGGCUGACUACGUUUCCGAGAUGGCCACUCGAGUGGUUAUGCCUCAUCGCCAAGUCAACCCAGCAUUUCGCAAGUUCGUCUCCCAAAUACUGACGUCGACGCGGCUUCCCAGCACUACGAUUCUGUUGGCUAUGAACUAUUUGGCGAAGCGCAUCAACAUGAUGCAUGCUGCUGGCCAGACUAAUCACACCGAGGGUCAAAUAUGGCGCAUGCUUACGAUCGCGUUGCUUCUCGGCAGCAAGUUUUUGGACGACAAUACGUUCCAGAACAAGUCUUGGUCGGAAGUCAGCGGUAUCCCAGUCCAGGAGCUCAAUACUCUGGAAUACGAGUGGCUCGGCGCGAUUCGCUGGUGUCUUUACGUCAACCUGGAUGCGAGUAAGGACUAUCAGGCCUGGUUGUCGAAUUGGAAACAGUGGCAAGAGGCGAAGAAGAGGCAGCAGCAGGAAGCAAGCCGCGACCGCCUUGCGGGUCUUGUGUCUCCCAUCGAGCCCGACACGCGCUCUCGUGCCCAGCAGCUGUAUUCGGCGUGGCAUCAGCAACAAGUGGCAGAGUACGAACGCCUUUCCAGCAUGAAGCGCAACCAAGCGCCCAUGGGUGCUUCAUUCCGCCACGAGCCGUCGUCGUGGGCCUAUCCUCCACCCUCAUGGUCGCAGACGGCCCCGUUGACCCCUCCGGAUUCUGGAUACGGCACCCCGGAAUAUACGAACUCAACAACUUUGGCGACUUCAAACUACACCGAGUGGCUUGAUGGGGCUCUUCUCGGGGCCAACGCCACUUCAAGGCACUACCAGCAACCUGCUCCCUACAGCGGCUUCCGUCAUAACGGACACGGUUCUCGCCAUGCUGUUGGUUAUGGCCACUACUAUGGCUACGGUCACAACAUCUGGGAGCAGCCGAGCGUAGCUGACUGCAACUGUGGCCUCUGCGCCGGUGUGCACAACAAAGUUCCCGCAUACUUCGGUGGUCACCACUACAGCCAAGCCGUUGUUGGCUGACAGGGAGAUCUUCUCGCUUCUUCGUCAUGGUUCUGACCUCUACUCUACCGGCGCAUUUUGACAUUUCUUUGUCCGAGCGUCGACACAUUUCUCCUAUUCCCUUGCAUCGUCCGACCGGACGCGGUUACAUCCAAGGCACAACGGAAAAUUUGAUACACUUCGCAUUCAGAUACCCAAUCGACCAACCGGAGGAGAGCAGUGCCGCCAUCAAUCACGCGGCGUUGAUAUGCACGACAUCGCCAAUACCGCGGGAUCGUCGCGUGCCGCCCAGGUUGCUGCGGUGAACUUGAUACCAAU